GAGAAACAUGCCAAAAAAUUAUCAUAGCUAUUCAAAUUUCGCCUUCAUUUUACAGCGACAAGUUUUAAAUUACUUUUAAUUAAGAGAAUUAAAUUAAUUUCGAGAGUAAUUCAAUUUUUUAUUUAAUAUGCGUUUUAUUGUCGAGGUUAGUGAUAAGUAACCAACAACAAAUUACGUAUCAAAUAAAUUUCCAACUCAAUUUACCUUGAGUGUUAUCUGUUCACUAAUGUAAAAAAUGUGUCUGAUAUAACUUCGAAUCUUAAAGAUAAACAAAACUUGUUCAAGUGAUGAUAAGAAAGUUUAUAUAAUAUCAGAAGUAAGUGGAAUUAAGUGAUUUAUAGUACUGUCAUCAACUGCUAUAACUAAGUUUAACAUAAUUCGAACAACAUGAGUGUGAAAUUUGCUUCCAAUUUAUCCUUCAUGUUCUUGGAAACACCGUCAAUCAUUGAAAGAUACAGAUUGGCAAAAGAAGCUGGUUUUAAAGCUGUAGAAAGUGGAUUUCCUUUUGGAUUCUCUAUCAAAGAAGUGUCAGAAGCAAAAAAGAAUGCUGGUGUCGAACAAAUUCUUAUAAAUGUCUACACAGGUGAUGUGUCUAAAGGAGAGUUAGGAUUUGCAGCAAUACCUGGAGAAGAAGAGAAUUUUCGAAAGAGUAUUGACUUGACGAUUGAAUAUGCAAAAGCUCUGAAUUGCAAGAAGAUACAUGUAAUGUCAGGCAAAGUGAAUGAAGUAACGUCUGCUAAUGAUGAUGUUUAUGUAAAGAAUCUUUCAUAUGCAGCUGAUAGGUUCAGCAAAGAAGGAAUUGUUGGUGUUAUAGAACCAAUCAACAGUAUCACUGUUCCGAAUUAUUAUAUGAAUAGCUAUCAAAAGGGCUUGGACGUAAUAAAAAAGAUAAAUAGCCCAAAUUUAAAACUUUUACUGGAUGUUUUCCACAUGCAACAUAUUUGUGGCAAUAUUACCAAUAAUAUUAAGAAACUGUUCCCAUAUAUAGGACAUGUACAAAUUGCUCAAGUACCGGAGAGACAUGAACCUGACACUGCAGGCGAAAUAAAUUAUAAGUAUGUCCUUUCUACUUUAGAGAAAGAAGGGUAUCAUGACUACGUGGGCUUGGAGUAUCGCCCGAAAGCAUCUUCAAUAGAAGGAUUGAGCUGGAUAAAAAAUUAUGGUUACAACUUGUAGUAUUUGUAAAGUUUGUAUUCGCAACGGAACAAUUAUUGCAUUUAUCACUGUUUAAGAAAGUUCUAAUCUUUUAUAUAUGCUUUCUUCUAAUAAUCACAAUAAAUGCACUUACAAUGUAUACAUAUAUUUGAAAGUAAGAUGUUGUUACGCAAACGUAUUAUUUUGUCAGUCAUAAAAUGUACAUUAUAUUGAUAUUAAAACAUACCAGUUUCGCAAUAUUAA
Molecule: messenger RNA, 1398 nt
Organism: Ceratina calcarata
Lineage: Eukaryota; Metazoa; Arthropoda; Insecta; Hymenoptera; Apidae
Gene: Gip
Product: hydroxypyruvate isomerase-like protein Gip
Exons: 5
Coding region: 388-1176 (262 amino acids)
Biological process (GO): glyoxylate metabolic process
Molecular function (GO): hydroxypyruvate isomerase activity
Source: RefSeq, a predicted model, not a curated record